UUGUAGUCAAAGUUACAGGCCGUUCUAUGCCCAAUGGCGGUUGUUUAUUCUUGUUUACAAUUUGUACGGGCAAUAUCACCGACACGGUCCUUAAUCGUUCAUCGUCCACUAAUCGAAAUGAACUUGUCACGAAUGUGGCGUGUCAUUAUUCCCCACCAGUCACGCCAUUUUACCACCCAAAUGCUAAAUUAUCAAGGCGGAGACGUUGACACGUAAUUGAUAAUUUGUUGAUAAUGCGCGGGUUACGCUGAUAAGGUUGUUAUUUAUAGAAUUGUUGGAUUCUUUGGAGAUCAUAUUCUUCACAUUUGUAACGCGAAGGAUCAUGCAGCCAGACGAUAAAACAGUACUCAAACAAUUCUGCAACUGCAAAAUUCUACGCGAAGGCAAAAUCCAGUUGGAAGAUUUGUGGGUACGCAAUGGUGAGAUCGUGAAUCCAGAAAAAAUCUUCUACGACGAGAAGAUCACACCUGAUGUUAAAUUAAAUUGUAACGGUGCCCUAAUUUCUCCAGGAUUCAUAGACCUACAGAUCAAUGGAGGAUUUGGCAUCGAUUUUUCGAACAAGGUCGACAAUGUGGAGGAAGGCAUUGAUAAAGUAGCGAAAGGAUUAUUAAAAUAUGGAGUAACAUCAUUCUGUCCUACAGUAGUAACAUCCCCUACUAGAUUGUAUCAUAAAAUAUUGCCGAAAAUAAAGAAGCGAAAUGGAGGUAGUCACGGUGCUGGUAUAUUAGGUGUUCACAUAGAAGGGCCGUUUAUUAGCCCCAAUAAAAAAGGAGCUCAUCCAGAAAACUAUAUAAGAACAUUUGAUCAGGGUUUUAAGUCAGUCACCGAUAUGUAUGGAGAUUUGAACAAUGCGUGUAUGGUUACAUUAGCACCUGAAAUUCCAAACGCCAUAUCUAUUAUCGAAGAGUUGUGUAAAAGAAAUAUCAAAGUAUCAGUCGGACAUUCCAUAGCAAAUCUAAAUGAGGGAGAAGAAGCAGUUAAACAUGGAGCAUCAUUUAUCACUCACCUCUUUAAUGCCAUGUUGCCUUUUCAUCAUAGAGAUCCUGGACUAGUUGGUCUCUUGACAUCCGAUCAAAUUCCACCUGGGAGAAUCGUUCAUUUUGGUAUAAUUGCAGAUGGGAUUCACACUCAUCCAGCUGCUUUACGAAUCGCUCAUCGGACGCAUCCCGAAGGUCUCGUGCUUGUAACCGAUGCGAUAUCGGCAUUGGGUCUGGAGGAGGGGAUUCAUCAGUUGGGUCAAUUGGAGAUAGAGAUACGUCAAGGGAGUGCUUAUAUCGCUGGAACGGACAUCCUGUGCGGUAGCAUAGCUGAAAUGUCUAAAUGUGUGAGACAUUUCAGGGAAGCCACUGGUUGCACUGUAGUUGAGGCUUUGGAAGCAGCUACUUUGCAUCCCGCGAAAACUCUUGGCAUCGAUUCUCACAAAGGUGUUCUCAGCUUUGGCGCUGACGCCGAUUUCGUAUUAUUGGAUGAUAAACUGGAGGUUCUGUCGACAUGGAUUUCAGGAGAAUGUGUUCAGCGUACUUGCAGUGAGUGACAUGCAUAAAAGAGACAAAGGAAGAGAUUAUUACUCCAUAUAAACAUACACGAAUGUAUUUGAUCAGAUGACAGGAGAAUAUGAAAUAUCUUUUUACUCCUUUUAGUUGUGACAAAUGUGUGUGCAUAUAAUAAUAAAUAUAGAUAUAUUUUCUUUUUA
Dinoponera quadriceps is the source of this 1693-nucleotide messenger RNA. Its product is annotated as putative N-acetylglucosamine-6-phosphate deacetylase. NCBI's taxonomy places the organism in Eukaryota, Metazoa, Arthropoda, Insecta, Hymenoptera, Formicidae. The record is from RefSeq and is a predicted model, not a curated record. The transcript has 7 exons. Gene Ontology annotation, molecular function: N-acetylglucosamine-6-phosphate deacetylase activity. Gene Ontology annotation, biological process: N-acetylglucosamine catabolic process. Bases 323 to 1534 code for a protein of 403 amino acids.